AUGUUGGAACAGAAGCUGGUGAAGGAGAAGAAGAGGGUGGAGGAGAGGCAGAAGGCUGAGAGGGAGAAGGUGGAGAAGGAGAGGAGGAAGGGGGAGAAGAGGGAGAAGGAGAAGACGAGGGGGGCGGUUGCGGGGAAGCAAGCAAAGGGCGUAGUGCCUGUUAAGACGGCGGGGAAGAAGGUGGUUGUUAUGCCGAAGACGGGUGGUGGGGGGAAGAAGAAGUGA
Molecule: messenger RNA, 225 nt
Organism: Pyrenophora tritici-repentis Pt-1C-BFP
Lineage: Eukaryota; Fungi; Ascomycota; Dothideomycetes; Pleosporales; Pleosporaceae
Source: RefSeq, a predicted model, not a curated record